Molecule: messenger RNA, 552 nt
Organism: Cyprinus carpio (common carp)
Lineage: Eukaryota; Metazoa; Chordata; Actinopteri; Cypriniformes; Cyprinidae
Product: polyunsaturated fatty acid 5-lipoxygenase-like
Exons: 4
Coding region: 1-552 (183 amino acids)
Molecular function (GO): protein binding; oxidoreductase activity, acting on single donors with incorporation of molecular oxygen, incorporation of two atoms of oxygen; iron ion binding
Source: RefSeq, a predicted model, not a curated record
AUGACGACCUACAAGGUGACUGUAUCUACUGGUGAACAGAAGUGUGCUGAGACAAUGAACAGCAUUUACCUGACGCUGCUGGACUCAGAGAAGCAGAGCAGUGGAAGAACCCUGGUGAAUAAAGGCAUGUUUUCUCCUUUAAAAACGGAGAUCUCCCUUGACAUCCAUGUGGAGAAGGAGCUUGGAGACAUUGUCCAGGUGAAACUUGAAAAGGAGAAACAUCUUGUCAAUAUUUUUCCAUGGUUUUCUGAGCACAUCAAAGUGAAAACACCCUCUGGAGACUGCUUUGAGUUCCCCUGUUAUCGCUGGUUAGUAGACAACAAGGAAGUGAUUAUCCGUGAAGGCACUGCUCGACUGCCUCAGGAUGACACCAAAUCUUUUCAAGAGCAAAGAAAAGAUGAAUUGGAAUCUAGACAGGAAUUAUUCAGAUGGAAGGAGUGGAGCCCGGGCUUUCCUAUGAGCAUAGAUGCCAAAGUGAAUGAACUUCCUAAAGACGUUCAGUUUGAUGGAAACAAACAGUCAGAAUGGGAUUGGGAUUUUAAAAAAGUGUAA